Molecule: messenger RNA, 4662 nt
Organism: Klebsormidium nitens
Lineage: Eukaryota; Viridiplantae; Streptophyta; Klebsormidiophyceae; Klebsormidiales; Klebsormidiaceae
Source: the annotation of a GenBank genome assembly
AUGGGGGGCGGUCAGGGGAGAAAGGACUGCAGCCUGAAGGAGUGGCUGGGUCGUCUGGGUCUAGAGGACACUGUGAGCCUCUUAGAGAACGGUGGUUAUGAUGUCAACAAUCGUUUCGACGUGAAGCUUGAGGCUGCGGGUUUGGGGACGCUUCAGCAGAUUGAAGGGCUUGCUAGAGAGGAGGCAGAGCAUAUCCGACAGCACUUUGAGGGAGAGAUCAAGGAGAUAGAGGAAGCAGUACAAGAACCUGACAUGGAAAGCAGCAUCCCCUUGGGAAGCAGGAAGAGGCUUCUGAGGAGAGCCUAUCAAGAUCCUGGCACGCCGUCUGCCAGCUUCUGGGAUGGCCCAUUCGGGUCCAGGCUUCCUCCUGCUCUGAGGAAAAUCUGUGACGAGCAUGGGUUCGAGGAAGCAGAAGAUCUGUACACAUUGACAGAGGAGGAGCUGCAGGACCCUUCUUUCGGCCUGAAGGUUGCCUCAAGGAAUAAGCUGUUGAAUGCUCUCCAGGAGGCUGCAAAGGUCCUCGACUGCGGAGUCGAUGCUGAAAGCGGACUCGAAGGCGCAACGGCUCUCGACGAGACGACUGGCUUGAUGCAGCCGAAGGCUUACCGGAGGUUCCAGCUCAUGGCACUGGACAAUGAUCACCAGAAUGACCGAUUGGUUGAGAAGAUUGUCCUUCCAAGAAGGGAGAUCGUCGAGCUUUGCAAUGACGUCUUCCCUGCAAGCUGCAGAGGAAACGCGUCCAAAUUGCAGUUCGACAAACUCGAUACCAUCAGCCACGAGUGCUACGGCCUUUUUGGACAGAAGCUGCCAAUGCUGAAGCUGUUGGCCCGGUUGGGAGCCAUCUCGAGCACGGAAGCCAGUACGAAUCACCAGAGUUGGAACGAUCUGGCCCCGGGUAUGUACGCGAUCACUGUCCAGGGCCAUUAUCCUUCCGACGCUGGGUCUGGCUUGGCAGGAAGCUUGCGGCGGACCUUCGUCGUCUAUUGGCCACAGGACGACAGGUUCCUCUCAGUACAGGCAACGGACCAGACCACGACCUUUCUGAGAUACCUCACUCAGCUGUGCGAGCACGUCUUCGUCUGCAUGGACCAGAAUGCAGCCCUGGCUUUCCCCAAGGACCGGAUCGAGAAGGAGUCCCAGAGGAUACUGGAAAUCAGCAUUGACAAGACUACCGUUCAGGAGGAGAAGUUCGAGUUGCGCGGCGGGGUGACCUUCAACACUGGUUCGAAGUUCUCUGCCUCUGCUAGUGAGGGAAACAGACCAACCAUCCAUCUCCUCGCUGGUGGUGGCAGCCGGGCUGCGAUUCUGUUGGGGAAGGAACUUCCGCCUCAACGGGGAUGGAACAGCCAGUGGACGAAGAGGUUCCAGACGGGCGGAGCUGAGGUUAUGCUGCAAAAUCUUCAGCAGAAGUAUAGCGUGUACCUGGCUGGCGAGAUGGCCGACGAGGAGAAGCUGUUACUUCUCGAGCAUCACUCCUCCGACUGCAGGCAAGAAAUCUACUCGGAGGAGUUUGAGAGCAGGUUCUCUCCUCCUGCUGGCAAAGACGGUGCGGGGACGGCUGCGGCGCCCUCUAGCGAGGAACUUCGGCCGGUGGAUGGGGCCGGCGACGCGGGCGGGGCGAAGGUGACUGGGGAUUUCAGAGGCAAGGCCCCGGUUGAUGACGAAGUCAUGACCGAUGCGGAGGAGCAGGGAGCCCCCUCUCAGGCUAUCGACGAAGGGACCGGGGCGGACAACACGGAAGCCCGCGAAGCUGACGAAUCUGAGGGCACAGUGUUUGAGCUACAGAGGCGGCACCGUGAUCUGGGAAUUGACGCGGAUCUGGAGCCCAGUCUGCUCUCCAGGCAAGCUAUGAAGACAAGAUUGGCCACUUGCUUGGCUGUCUUGAUACUGACUCCAAAGGCUCCGAAGAGCGAAUCCAUCGCCCAGCUUUUGCGAACGGAGGAAGGCGCCACCUUGAAUAAAAACAGCCGCGGAAUCAUUUCGUUAAGCAGCCUGCCUUGGAAGCGAGAAUUGGCGGAGGCCUGCCAGGAGAUCGUCCUCAAUAUUCCCGCGACCUUGCGGAGCGGCGCUGCCGCCGGGGGCUACAGAAAGAGCGCCUGGAAAGGAUCCAGUAGCGAGACGAACAGAAGGAAGAAAGUCGAGACGGACCGGAUCAACAAUGAGUACGAGGCUUUGAAGGGGGAACGACGGCGGUUCAUGCUGGCGCGAAUUGAGAGGGCAGUCUUUCCGACGGUUACAAGCGGGGAGGCGCAGAAGCUGGCCCUCAAGUUGCGGCGCUUCAUCAGGAAGGGGGACUACGUAACCAUGCUCGGGGACCUGGAGGAAAGUGAGGAGGCCUGUACAGCCUACGCGCUAGAGGAGCUCUGCAUUUCGAAGAAGAACGACGAGAAGCUGCAGGGUGAUCCCUUCUCCGUCGUUUCUCCAGAAACAUCUCGGCCUGUGCGGUUCGACAUCGCUUCAGCCCAGCAGAUCGUCCAGGUCUUCCUCGUCAGGGGAACGCGCUUUAUCGUCGUUGGAAACGACCCGGCGACCGGCAAAGCAGUUCUAUCCCUCUACUGCCUCGCCGAGAGCUCCCAGCCGUAUGCCUGCCCCAGGUUCGGCAAAGCAGCCUCUUUGGCGGCGUUCGACGAGCAAACGCGUCUUCUCGCUCUGUACUCCUUCGAGGAGGAUGCGGCAGCGUACGAACCUGCUGACGUCAGGGAGGCCGAUCGACCGGGGGCAAGGACGUCGACCGUACGGCGGAGCGAGCUGGCUGUGUACCGGUUUGACGAGCGAUACCAGCGCUAUGACCGGGCGGCCCCGGUGGUCGAUCUUACGCUGCUUAGUGGCGACCCGGAGUUGAAGCAGCUGACCUUUCUCCAUUCGCGGCGCAAGCUCGCGUUCCUGGACGCCGGCAACCGACUCCGGAUAUACGACGUCCAGCAAGGCUGCGCGCUCAACUGCAACUUGCAGCUGAGACCGGCGGAGCCGGUCUGCAGGCUCCUCUCCUCCGAGCGCGGACAGUGCGUCUUCGCGGUGGAGCAACCGGACAGCGAAGGGUUGUGUCGCGUUUAUCCUUUCAUGACGUCAUCUCUGGAAAGGGACUCGACCGGUCAAGGCAGCGAUCAGGGGCUGUCGCCCGUCUCGCUCAAAGUGGGAGGCGCCUUCGACGUCGUUUCGUUUGGCUUGGGCUCGCAAGUACGGCAGGGGCAGUUGGCCGUACUAGAGAAGAGCACGGGCCUGGUGAAGGUGAUGGCGCUCCACGUCACGGCGAAGGAGGAGGCCUGCAUGAUGCGAGACGUGCUCGACCAGCCCUCGAGGCGAAUGCCGGCCGAGACGGUGCAGCUGACGGUGCUCGAGUACCUGUACUACGUCUACGCCAAGUUUGCGGCCAAGGGCGUCAUCAGCAACGAUGAGGAGAGUGUCGCGCUGCGCCUGACGGUGCUCUUCGACUGCUCGGAGACCAUCUUCUGGAAUAUGGACCUGUCGCGCCGCGUGCAACAGUACGUCGACACGGUGGAGAGACUUCUUUCCAGAACGGAGAAAAGGACGGAGGUCCUGCGCCUCAAGGAGCGGCUCCAAGUGGGCUCUUUGCAAGCUGGCUGGUCCCGCGCGCAAGCGAUUCCAAGUGAGGACUGGGCGUUGGAGCCCCGCCUAGCGUCGCUCGGCCUUGCAGAGGAGAUAGCUGCGGAGGAGGGCUUUGGCACGUGGGUGCGGCGGCUCAUUUGCCUGGUCCCAAUCCAGAUUGCGCGCGCGGAGGACAACAGCUUCCAGGUCCUGCUGGAUGGCGUCAGCAUGACGGGCGACCACGCGCGCAGCGUGGGGACCUGCGCGGAGGGCAUCCGCUUUGGGCUGUACGACGCGAUUUUGGACUGGUGGCGGGGCCCAAUCCGCAUCGUUUCGUCCAUGGGCAAGCAGUCGACGGGGAAGUCGUACACGCUAAACCACCUGUUCGGGCUGUCGUUCGAGAUCUCCGGCGCGCGCUGCACCGACGGCUGCUGGCUGACGCUCAGCAUCAUCCGGGGGGUGAUGUACCUUGUUCUCGACUUCGAGGGACUGGGUUCGUUUGAGCGGACGGAUCAAGAGGAUAUGCUCCUCUCCGUGUUCAACGCGGCGAUCUCCAACCUGACCAUCUUCAAAACCGAGUACCGGCUCGACCGCGACGUUGAGAACAUGUUCGCGCGCUUCCAAACCGGGGUCAACCUGCUCAAAGGCGACGCGCGGCUCUUCCGGGGCCAGUUUCUGAUUGCGAUCAAGGACGUGCUGGCGCUUGACGUGGACAAAGUCCGGCACGAGUUCCGGAGCAAGAUCAGCCGGAUCGUCAGUGGAACCGACUCGGACAACACGGACAACUUCAUCCCCCGGAUGUACGGUGGCAAGGUGGUCAUCCUUCCGUUUCCGCCGCUCGGCGAUCCGGCUUACUACUCGGAGUUGGAAAGCGUUCAGAGGGUUUUGGAGGGGCGGCCGGGGCAGUUUGAGAGCGGACCGGAGCUGGCUACAUUUAUGAAGACGCUGAUGGCAAAGCUGCAUCUCAAAGACUGGGUCGCGAUGGAUCAGGAGCAGCUGGAAGCCCGCGUGCGGUUCCUCUCUAAGUAUUUGGAGCCGGCUUUGGCGUUUGGGCGCUUGAGCAGGGAGGAGUAUGCGGAGGAAGAAGAGGAGUUGCGGGACCUGAGCACGAGGUAA